Molecule: messenger RNA, 3947 nt
Organism: Oreochromis aureus
Lineage: Eukaryota; Metazoa; Chordata; Actinopteri; Cichliformes; Cichlidae
Product: UDP-glucuronosyltransferase 2C1-like
Exons: 2
Coding region: 1729-3306 (525 amino acids)
Molecular function (GO): UDP-glycosyltransferase activity
Source: RefSeq, a predicted model, not a curated record
AGCAGUCUGGCUUGUAGCCUCCAUUUCUACGUCUUUUUAAAGUAGCUUUGACGUUUCUUUAGGCUGGUAUUCAACUUUGUGUUGUCGGUUUUGUGGUCAUGCAAACAGUGAAAGAAAGCGUGUCUCUCUCUCUCUCUCCCUUUGUGUGUGUGUGUGUGUGUGUGCGUGCGCGCGUCUGUAAAAAUAAGGAGUAAUGUGUAAUGCUUUACUUUUUCCGAGUAACGAUCCCAGCACUGGUGAGGAGUGUGCACACAAAUAAAGCCUAUAACUACCAGCUUCAGUAUGAAAAAAUCGAAUCGCGGAACAAUGAAGCUGAAUAAUAAAGCAAAACUCGGGUUUGGAUUACACAACGUAUUAGUGACACAAAGAAAGCACCACAUAGCAAAAUGUGAUCACCAUGGCCAAGACGAGACAACAGAUCAUAAGAAUAAAUCGAAUAAAACAGAAUUAAAAGAAUAAAAGAAUGAGCGAUCGUGGCUCAAGAGCUGGCAGUUCGUCUUGUAAUCUGAAGGUUGCCGGUUCGAGCCCCGGCUCGGACAGUCUCGGUCGUUGUGUCCUUGGGCAAGACACGUCACCCGUUGCCUACUGGUGGUGGUCAGAGGGCCCGGUGGCGCUAAUGUCCGGCAGCCUCGCCUCUGUCAGUGCGCCCCAGGACAGCUGUGGCUACCAUGUAGCUUUCCGUCACCUGAAUGGGUGGAUGACUGAACGUGUAAAGCGCUUUGGGGUACUUAGCUAUACAAAUACAGGCCAUUUAAAAAAAUUUAUUUCUUAAAUAAUUAUAUGACCUUAUAUAUUUUGCAAAAGAACUUAUCAGGGACUGUAACAUCUAGUCCUUUUAACUGAAGGUACUGAGUAUUAUUCAGUAUUCAGUAUCUUAGACAAAUGUUUUUGACUUGGGUUUUUUUUUUUUUGUAUAACUGGUGGCGGUAAUGCACCAAUUGAUAGUUUUCUAACCAAGACGAAGUUUAAGUGAGUUUAAGAAGAAGAAGUGCUUUAUGAAAGUGCUUGCGCAAAGCCAUGGUUAGGUGUGAAAACGCUUGUAGUAACUGCAGAGCUGUUAUCACGCAGUAAGGCUUGUUAAAUUGAAAAUCAACGCAAAAAAAAAGAUCAUAGUUGACCUUACUGCUAUGGACGAUUUCAUGUUUCAUAAAAUGAAUGUUAACCAGUAUUUGUAGAAAGGUAUACAGUCUAUACCUAUUCAUUCAUCCAUCCAUUUUCAGGUUGCCAAUAUGUUGAAGAGCUUAUUAUUAAAGUUAAAAGUUAAUUGGAUAGAUGGGUUGAUGAUUUGAUAGAUUAGUUCAGGCUAAAUGGUUAGACACAGUGAUAAUGAUCUUUUGACUUUCUAUAAGCAUGACUUAUUGAAUACAAUAAACAUGCUUCACACGUGGUAGAGUCUCUAUUUACAGCUGUGCACAGAUCUAUAUGAACACAUAAUUCUUGGAUCAGUGCCUGCCUUUUAAUGUAGAGUCAUAUUCAAGAUAGUCAUUUUAGAGCUAAGUGUUUACUUUUCUUUAUGCCCAAAAUACAACUUCCCUUUAAAAAGACAAGAACUUAACCGUCACAGGCUUUGCACAACUGCAGGGGUGCGGCCAAAAAAACAAAAAACCAGGAAGUGUUCUUUUUUCUUGUUUCAACUUAACCCACUCCAACUGUGCCUUGUCAGUUUGAAGGAGACGUACAACAAAACUAAGAGCAUUUAACUAACACAGCGCUUAUGAAGAUUUGAAGAUGUUUUUGUCACUGCCUUCCAUCUUCUCUUUUUUGACUGUUUUUAUUCCUGUCGCACAUUCUGGAAAAAUUCUGGUUUUUCCACAUGAUGGAAGCCACUGGGUGAACAUGAGAGUACUUGUUGAAGAGCUCCAUCUGCAGGGGCACAAUGUGACAGUGAUUCGGAAUGCAGACAGCUGGUACAUCAGUAAAACGUCUCCACAUUACAAUGUAAUCACAGUGGAUGUUGAUGGUGGUGGAAAUGAAGAUUUUUUUCGUGCAUUUGUCUCUGAGGUUAUUAAAAUUAAGCGAAGCAUGGGGUCUGCAUGGUCCCACUUUGCUUUACAAAUGGAGUUAAAAGACAAAUUCUAUGAACUGCACAAAAAAGUCUGUGAAGUGAUUGUGUUCAUCUUUGAAAAUGAAGAUUUAAUGAAGUCCUUAAAAGAUGCCAAGUAUGAUGUGGUUUUGACAGAUCCUGCUAAUGGCGGAGGAGUGUUGCUGGCACACUACCUUGGCGUGCCAUUGGUGUUUAAUGCUCGAUGGACUGUUCAUGGUGAGGCCCACUUUGCUAUUGCGCCCUCUCCACUUUCCUAUGUUCCACUAUCACCUUCAGAGUUAACGGAUCACAUGACCUUCUUUGGGAGGGUCCAGAACAUGUUAUUUUACAUUACGAGAAUGCAUCUGUACAAGCAAAUAGUUGAACCACAUUAUUCUGUAUUGUCAAAUCGCUACAUUGGACCAGGUGUGCAUUAUUUCUCCCUUUUUCAAGCUGCAGAUUUGUGGCUAAUGAGAGUGGACUUUGUUUUUGAGUUUCCACGACCCACCAUGCCUAAUGUUGUUUAUAUGGGAGGUUUCCAGUGUAAACCUGCAAAACCUCUUCCACAACACUUAGAGGAGUUUGUGCAGAGUUCUGGAGAUCAUGGAGUUAUCAUUAUGUCACUAGGGACUUUGAUUGGAGAACUUCCCUCUGACUUAGCUGAAGAGAUUGCUGCAGCUUUUGGCGAGUUACCUCAGAAAGUGAUCUGGAGGUAUAAAGGUAACAAACCAGCGCUUCUAGGCAACAAUACAUUACUAGUCGACUGGAUGCCGCAGAAUGACCUGCUAGGACAUCCAAGUAUUAAACUAUUUGUAAGUCAUGGAGGAACUAAUGGGAUUUAUGAGGCUAUAUAUCAUGGGAUUCCAAUAGUUGGCAUUCCCAUUAUUUUUGAUCAAGCUGACAACUUAUCCCGAAUGAGAGCAAAAGGUGUUGCGAAGGUUUUGGAUGUUUCAGAUUUGGACAGGAAAAUAUUUAAAAAUGCAAUACAGGAAGUCCUUAAUGAACCAUCCUACACAAUAAACAUGCAGAGGCUCUCCAGGCUACACAGAGAUCAGCCAAUGAAGCCACUGGAUCGUGCUAUCUUUUGGAUUGAGUUUGUCAUGAGGCAUAAAGGUGCAGCUCAUCUAAGGACCGAGUCCUACAAACUGCCCUGGUAUUUCUACUACUCUCUAGAUGUCAUAUUAUUUUUACUAACAAGUGCAUUACUUACAUUGUUAUUUUUUGUUAUGUUACUAUGGUUUUGCUUUAGAUUGUGUUUGAAAAGAAAAGCAAAAUCUGACUAAAAGUGAUUUUCAUAUAUGUUGAUACAUUGUUACAGCACAGUCAGUUUGGCUGUGGUUAGUUAAACUGAUUUUUUUCUCAGUCAUUCCCAGUUUGCCAGAAAUACUGUCUCAGUCAGUCCCAGUGUUCAUACUGCUGCACCCAAAAUCUUCUCUAGCCCAUCUUUACUUGAGUUGACCAUCAUAUAAGUUAACUGUUUUUCAUAUUUCUUUAUUAUAAAGAUCAGUAGUGGUUUGCACAUUUGUCUAAAACAUGAAAGAUCUCUGGUUCAAGAGCGGUAGGAGAUACAUCCAGCAUAAAAAUCUGCCAAAUCAAAUAUGUGCAAAUAUGUAUGCAAAUAUACAUAUCCUGUAUGUUUAUUUUACAUGACCUCCCGUAGUCUUCUGAAGUACCUUUGUGGGCCAUCAGGGGUUACUGGCUACACUUUGGGAAUCACUGUAAGAAAAAAAUCUACUUAUCUGUAUGUUUUUCUGAUAGGAUUAUUUAUAACGUGUGGAUUUUCUAGAUCAGAAGAAACAUAUUUGAGGACUGUGGACCACAAAACUAGUUACCUUCAAGGCUAUAAGUUGUUCUAUGAAUUUGAAUUACAAAAUUGCAAUAAAACAAAAGCUUUUUGCACCCUGAAUGUGUUAUGGUGUAUGUU